GUCGCCGCCGCCGAGCCCAGCGCGCUGUGCCUGCGCGGCCCCCGCCCGCCGCACCGAGCCUGCGGGCCCCGGCGGAGCGAUGCUGCUGCUGGCGGCCGCCUUCCUCGUGGCCUUCGUGCUGCUGCUGUACAUGGUGUCUCCGCUCAUCAGCCCCAAGCCCCUCGCCCUGCCCGGGGCGCAUGUGGUGGUAACAGGAGGUUCCAGCGGCAUUGGGAAGUGCAUUGCUAUCGAGUGCUAUAAACAAGGAGCAUUUAUAACUCUGGUUGCACGAAAUGAGGACAAGCUGCUGCAGGCAAAGAAAGAAAUUGAAAAGCACUCUAUUAAUGAUAAACAGGUGGUGCUUUGUAUAUCAGUUGAUAUCUCUCAAGACUAUAAACAAGUAGAGAAUGUCAUAAAACAAGCACAGGAGAAACUGGGUCCAGUGGACAUGCUCAUAAACUGUGCAGGAAUGUCACUGUCAGGAAAAUUUGAAGAUCUUGAAGUUAGUACUUUUGAAAAAUUAAUGAGCAUCAAUUACCUGGGCAGCGUGUACCCCAGCCGAGCGGUGAUCACCACCAUGAAGGAGCGCCGGGUGGGCAGGAUCGUCUUUGUGUCCUCUCAGGCGGGACAGUUGGGUUUGUUCGGGUUCACGGCCUACUCACCAUCUAAGUUUGCUCUAAGGGGAUUGGCCGAAGCUUUGCAGAUGGAGGUGAAGCCGUACAAUGUGUAUGUCACAGUUGCCUACCCGCCAGACACAGACACGCCUGGGUUUGCCAAAGAAAAUGAAACAAAGCCUUUGGAGACUCGACUUAUUUCAGAGACCACAUCUGUUUGCAAACCAGAGCAGGUGGCCAAACAAAUUGUUAAAGAUGCCAUACAAGGAAAUUUUAACAGUUCCAUUGGCUCAGAUGGGUACAUGCUCUCGGCCCUGACCUGUGGGAUGGCUCCCGUGACUUCCAUUACUGAAGGGCUCCAGCAGGUGGUCACCAUGGGUCUUUUCCGCAUUAUUGCUUUGUUUUACCUUGGAAGUUUCGAUAGCAUAGUUCGUCGCGGCAUGAUGCAGAGAACAGAAUCUGAAACUGCGGACAAAACUGACUGAUUCUUAUCCCUUGGAAAAAGACUGUUUCCAAAUAAUUUGAACAGCUUGCUGCUAAAUGGGACCCAGUUUUUGGCCUGGAGACAUACUUAUGUUUUGUUUGUUUUCAAAUAUGUGAGAUUGGACCAGUGCUCUUCAGAAAUCUGUCUAAAAGCAAGGGGAUAGAAGUUCAACUCCAGACAAUAUUAAUAAUACUAUGCAAAUAUGGAAUAGGAGACCAAUAGGGCUCGGAAGUGGAGAAGUGAUGGUAUGAGAACUAAUAGCAUGUGAACAGGGUAAGAACAGAAUUCCAGAACAAUAAUUUAAACUUUUUUUCUAUUUAUUCUUUUUUUCCCCCUAUAUAGAUAAAGUUCCAGAAAUGUACUUUAUGGCACAUAAGAAGUCUUGAGGAAUUUUUUUUUUAACCUUCCAUGAAAGGCAGUUUAUGGGUUUCUGGGGCUUUUCUUCUUUUCUUUUUAGCUUGGUGUAUUUUAUUCAAGAUGAGUUUCGCACAUUGCCAGGGAGUCUGAAUGUCGCUAACACCUCUGUGUUGUACUCAGGACUCACUCUGCUGCUGGUAGAAACUGGCUUCUCUCUCUUUGAUCCCGUAAAGCUACACGGGAGAUGGGAGAGGGCAAGGCUGCAGAAGGUAAGGAGAUACAUAUUUUCCAGUAGGAAAAACAAUGCUCUUUCUUGUCUUCUUCAGACUUGAACACUUAUGGAACUUUUCAUUUUUUGUUCAUGGGGAAAGGCAAACUCCUUAUGUUUUCUGAAGGUAAAUAAAAUCUUAGAAGCUUAAAAGUUUACAAUUUCUUUUAAAUAGCCAUGAUAACCCAAAGUUCACCUGUUCCAUGUUAGUGUCUACUUAUUCUUCCCAUCUCUUCCUUUGCAAUUCUGUGUAUACUGCUGUAAUAUUUUUGUAAAAAAGAAAGAAAAGAAAAAAAAUACCAGCUAAAUUUUUUUGGCUUGACUUUUAAAAUUAAUUCAUGAAUUUGUUAAAACAGAGAAAAAAAAUUAAAAAUGUGACAUUCUUCUCCUUGUAGCAUAUAUGUAGCUUUUAGGAAAGGAUGAUGACCAUAUAUUUAAAUUUUACUCAUUAAGAACAAAUAGACAAGGAUGAUUUUGAAGAUACUUGGUUUUGAAAUGAAAUGCUCCCCUUUUCUUUCUAUGACUCUCCCACUGACCAUGAGAACAUCAUCCUUAUACCAUGUGUUAACAAAGCCCAUUCAUCCCUCUCUACAGCCCUGGAAAUCUUCUUGGCUCCAUGAAUGUUGUUUCCAGGUUACAGGAUCUAUUGUUCAUUUAGUGGAUUUCUACAGCAAGUGCCUAUGACAAGGUUUAGCCAACACUCCCUGUUCCAUCCUGUUCAUUGUACAGGCUCCUCUGACUUAAAGAUAGUUUCCUUCACCUUGAUGUUGUGUCCUGUCCUCCUUGCCUAUACUUGAAUAGUAGCGCAUUCAGUUCACUUUGGUGAGAAAAGACCUCUGCUUUUGAAGAAGAAACUUUUUUAAUGUUUAAAAAAAAUAAAAACUACGAAAGAUUGACGACCUAAAAAUUAGAGCAAACCUUUCUUGCUCUUGAGUUUUUAAAGUUCAUUUUUAAAUAAUAAGAUGUUUAAUGACUUUAAUCCGUAGUAUCUUUUUAUCAAGAUCUGAGAAUGACAUAUUUUAAACACUGGUAAAUAUAGAAGAAAUAAUUAUUUAAUAUAUAAAUUGCUUAGAAUGACUUCAUUACAAUUUUCAUGGUGGAUUGAUGCCAAAUGGUUUCAAAAGUUUUUCAGUCUUAUAUAGCCAAAGUUUGCAAGCUGUGUUGAGUCACAUUGGGCAGCUACCAAAAUGGAAUAAUGGCUGUAUUUUCCUAAUUUGCAGAAAACAAUUCCAUUAAUAUCUGAACGUUUCUCAAUUUUCUUUUCUCAUAAAUGUCCCUUGAGUGUUGGCACCUUCUACUGCUGGUCUGUAUUAAAAUAUAGUCCAAGAUGGUGUCUGAUUUAAUGAAAUUAACUAUUUAACAAUAAUUAUUUCAAUAUACAUUUUUAAGAAUUAUCCUCAUAGACAGUACUGUCAUCUCCAGGUAAUCUACUGUCUGAACAAAUUUAAGAGCCCUCGUUCUGUGGUGGGAGAUAUUGUCCCUAACACAGUUUAAGCUCAGGCAGGAGAACAGACUUGUAGAGAUCACAGUGUCAGGAAUCAGCUUCUUUGUCAGGGAUGUUAAAGGUCCACAGUCCCUUACGUAAAAAGCUUUGAAAACUAUGUUUGUUUUUCUAAAUUUGAUGCCAUAUUCAUUUAAUAGCCAAACCUGACUUGAACUGAUGUGAAAUGAUUGUAGUUUUUAUUUAUAUCUUUCCUCCUGACUCUUCAUUACUUUCCACCUGAAGAAAUAUCAGUGGGUUUGAUUAUAGGCAUUGCCCCAGACUCCAUGGAGGUAUUUUGUAAUAUCCAAUAAAUGGCCCCAUAUUACCUUCUUAAAUCCAAAAACUUAGGAAUUCUGUAACACAUCUGGCCUGAAGGGUUUUGGGUAAGGGAUUGUAGACAUUUAAGCAGCAUCAUACAAUGGUCUGACUUCAUCCAAAACAUGAAAAUAUUACAAGGUACGUUCUGUUGUUUUAAAAUCUUUUUUGGUUCAAUUCUUGUACAACUUGUUUUUCUGCUCAGGGGAAGAAAAAAAGAAAAAAAACCCUGAGUCUAAUUGUUAAAGGAAACUAUCAACCCUUUGUUUUUUAAGGAUCACAUUGAUUCAACACUUACUGUACCCAAAAGGCGGUAAAUCUUACCUAUGGCUGUAGAAGUUUAAUUAUAAUUCUGUUAAAAUGUAGGCUCUCUGUAUAUGACCAACAACAGCUUAUUAUAUGAAUUUCAGUUCUGAAGUGUCUGCUCUUUGUUUUAGUUGUACUAUUUUAUUAUAAGGUAUUUGUGAGUAUAUUUAUUUGAAAAUUAACGUCAUUCAGCCAUAGAAAUUCCAAAAUAUGUUCAAGGACCCUUCAUAACUGAAAAAUGUAUAGAAAACAAUCCUCAUUGCUUUUACAAAAACAAAGUCAUGGAAUUGUUCUUUUGAAUAUAUUUUUAAAUUUAAUUUGCAUAGUUGAAAAGAAGAAAAUUUUAAAUGCAAUUAUGGUCUCUUUACAUUAAUACAUAUAUUUAGUUAUAAAUCUUUAUCUGGAUCUGUUAAACCAUGUAUUACUGAUAUUUGCAAGUGAAACUUUGAGAGACUGUUUCUAAUAUUUAGGUGAUAAAAGCAUUUUGGUAAUAGUUGCUUUAAUUCAAAGAAUUGUAUGUCUUUGUCUUACCAGAAGAAGGUAAUACCAUAACUUUUUUUGCUGAAUUAUAUCAACAGAUUUAAUUUUAUUGCAUUAUGUUCUAAUUUAAACAUGUAUUACUCACUUGAGGCCACUUUUAAAUAUUCAUACUUUUUGACAUGAAAUGCUUUGUAUCUUUCUCAUUUCCUUUAGUUCUUAGUAAUUCAGCUUUAAAAAGUACCUGCUAACCAUAACCUUCCAUAUUCUGAACUAAAUUUCACUGUUCAGAUUACAGUUCAGUUCAGUGACUGAAUUUGAAAUUUGGAAGAGGAGAUAGUAGUUAUUAUAUUUUACACUUCCUUGAUGUGACAAUUCUAAAGACAUUUUUAAAUUGAUAAAAGUGCACAUGGCUAUUUUGAUACCUAUUAGAACUUGUGUUUGCUACUUUAGAAGCUUUUGUGGCAGAACUGUAACUCAAUUUUCCUACCUUGUAUUUCUGAAUCACAACAAAAAAUAAAUGGGGAACGAGCUUUAUGAUUUGAAAACUUAUUUUUCCGGAAAUUUGUAUUUUUUAAGGGACCACUUAAGCAAAGCACAAACGUCUAUACUGUUAUCUUGACUUUGCAUCCUAAGCAUUUCACAAGGCCUGAUUUUUAUUAUUUUUUAGAAAGUAAUAUUUUCAGAGUAAAUACUUGCCUUGGUAUUCUGAGCUGUUGUUUCAAAUAUGUUCUGUUUGUUCGACUCUGAUAUGGAUAUAUGAGUAAAAGUUUAACAAAUGUGGAAUUUAGUAAAAUUUCUUAAGUAAUUAUGUUUUGUAUACAAAUAAAUAGAUUUUCCAUACUUUAAAUUAAACCUUCAUAUUCCAACAAUGAAGUAUCUCCUAGGUUCUGAAUGGCAGCAAAUUAUACAAGACUGACAUGUAAAAGAACAUUUAUUAGUUCUUUUGAGGGGGGGGAGCAGCUGGCCUGGUGUGGCGAACCCUUGACCUUGGUGUUACCAACACCACGCCCUAAACAAGUGAGUUAACUGGCCAGCCCUCUUAGUUCCUAAAUAUAAAAAUUUUGACCACACUGAGAAGAGAAUUCUUGGGCAUCUUGGUUUGCAAGCUUUUAUUUUAAAAAAUUGAGCAAUUUAUAUAUGUAAGUGGCAUGUGAUAGCACUUCUAUAAUUUUUAUGUUUGGACAUUAAAAAGAAAAAAAUUA
Galeopterus variegatus (Sunda flying lemur) is the source of this 5488-nucleotide messenger RNA. RefSeq names its product 3-ketodihydrosphingosine reductase (gene KDSR). Gene Ontology annotation, biological process: sphingolipid biosynthetic process. The record is from RefSeq and is a predicted model, not a curated record. The coding region runs from base 80 to 1078 and encodes 332 amino acids. Gene Ontology annotation, cellular component: endoplasmic reticulum membrane. The transcript is spliced from 10 exons. Gene Ontology annotation, molecular function: 3-dehydrosphinganine reductase activity. NCBI's taxonomy places the organism in Eukaryota, Metazoa, Chordata, Mammalia, Dermoptera, Cynocephalidae.